GACGCAAGAAUAUCAAAAGCUGACAAGCGUCAGGUUUUUACAUUUUAAUGCACCUAUUAUUCAUUUACCGAUCGUCAAGUAAGCACUUACGUCUCUAUCAGUUCUGUCAGAAUAGAUAACUUGAAAAAAUAGCGAAUGUUUAUCUUUCAUCACCGGUUAUUCUUUCAGGAAACAACCAAGUGCCUUUUUCCGCGUGACGCUUGGACGCAAACUUGCUCUACAGAUCACUCUACGCGAAGCAGAGAAGACAUGUGGACGUUUAGAAUGUUUUACAAUGAAUGUUGUCAUUCGUUAAUUUUGUGUAAGUGUCUUAUUACGUGAACUUCUAAUUUGGAGAUUUUUCGUCACGUCGCAUCUGCAUACCGUUUCUAGGGCAACAACUGAACGCUUUUCUUAAAAAAACAAAACAAACAAAAAAAAUGGUCGACAUCACUGCAAAGUUAUUUUGGUACCGCACUAAGGAGUGGUACGAAAUCAUGGCCGACAAAGUAAACGACAUUGUGUAUACAGAUGAAACGAAAGAGACUGUUAAUGUGAUUAAUUUAUUACUAUUGGGAUGGAUAUUGCUAGGUUUAAUUGUUUACCUUCUAGGAAACUUUGUAGCGAAUUAUUUUAAAAAGCAAAAAAAUAUUUUAUCUUCUCGCAAUUCCGAAACUGCAGACGACGUUUCUAAACUUACGGAACAUGUGCCGUCUGAAUCUGAAGUUGAAACAGAAGUUGAAAAUAAUGUGCAAGAGCUAGAAAAACUUCAAUUAAAGCGUCAGAUUCCAACGUGUGAGGGAGAUGAUCCUGAAAUAGUGGAAUGGUUUAAUAAAUUGUUUUUAUGGAUUUAUAAUCAACGCAUUGUUUCACCUAUUUUAGAUGCAUGGAUUUCUGCAUUAAAUGCACGGACGCGAUUAUCAUCUACCGAGCAUGGAAUUUUAGUGGACUUCAACGAAGUCAUCCACACAUCUUCAGCACCUAAAGUUACAAAUGCCUUUCAAUUUCAAAGCUCCAAAAAUGAAUGUCCUAUUCUUACAUGUGAUACUGAAGUUGAAGAUGUUGCGUUUGACAUUAUUGUUACACAGUUUAAAGAAAAGGAAAAAGUGUCUCAGCAUUUCACUUUAGUUGUUAAGAGGCUAGCUGGAAAGGCUUACAUUGAAUGCAUGCCAGAAGAUGUAUCAUUUGCUGCUAAAUAUUCUGAAGUUCCUCAAGUUCAAUUGUCCGUUGGAUUUGCAACCAGUGGAAACAGUGCAGCUCAAAUGAUUGAUUCAGGAGACAUACAACCAUUAAGUGAUUUAGUAUGUGAAAUUUGCCAUGAAGCGUUUGCAUCUGCGUUAAUUAACUUUCGAUUAGCUUGUUUUCCUGAUUGUCCCAGACUUUCACCAAAAUUUUAUGCUGGAGAUGAAGAGAUUACAUCUACUCAAGUUAGUGAUGACAAACAACUCUUAGUUAAAAUUAUCAAAGCUUCUAAUCUGGGAGGAAGCCAAGGUUGCCUUAAACCAUAUUGUGUUGUUGAAAUGGAUGAACCUCCUCAAAGGUUUGAGACACAUUGUGUAGAAGAAAAACACAAUCCUUUUUGGGAUGAGUCCUACACAUUCACUGUUAAAGAUAUAUCAGCAGAACUGUUAUUUGAAAUUUAUGAUAAAGAAAAACCGUCCACUGAAAAUUUCCUCGGGUUGGGGAUUGUCAGCAUCGAAGAACUGUUACGAAAUCCUAGUCAGCGCCAGAUGAUUCCUCUUCAAUCUCGACCACUUGAAGAUGAUGAUGUCACUGGCACUCUGACAGCAGAGUUCUUGUUUUUGAAUCAACUUACUCCUGUAUCAGAAGCUACCCAUUUGUCUCAGGUGAAUGCAAGAAGUGAUCAGUUAAGCGAAACAGGCAAAAGUGUAGAGACUAACUGUCGAGUUACAGCCGGGGGCACAGUUAUUACCACAACAACUAUUAAAAGGACUAAUGAAGAAAUUGUCCAAUCUCCAGAAGCUACUUCUAAUCUGCACGCUAAUUCUAUGCAAAGCGCGGAGCAUAAUGUAACAAACACCCCAGAUGCCAAAGAGACACUUUUUGAAAAGAAAAACAUCGCUUAUGAGUUAAACUCACAAGUCUCAAACGGUGGCUGCAAAAUAUCUAAUGGUGAUAUUUUUGUCAAUAAUAUUUCUGAUGAAAACAAUUCUGAAUUUGCAGUCUUAAAUAAAAAUCUAACACAUGAUAAUAAAGAACUUGUUGAGGUCGCUGCUUUGGAAGAACCGGAAAUUGUUGAAUUUAAAAUUGAAACUAUCGGUGAUGACAAAAUUUCUGUAGAAAGUAAGGGGGAACUUCACCCCAAUGGACUAUCCCCAAGUGCAUCCCCUUCCCCGCAUGUGCAUGAGGUCCCUGUUAUUAUUCCCAAGCCCCCCAUAAUUAUUGUUGAUAAUUUGGGUGAAACUCAACCUCAAAAAGAUGAAUUGUUAAAUGGAAGUCCUAAUGCUGACUCAUUAGAACUUAGUGCAUUGCAUGAUAACACUUUAAGUGUAGAAAAUAACAAUAAUGAUUCAAAAGAGACCGAAGAAAAUGGCAUUGGUUUUAGUUCUGAACUGCCACCCAUCUCAGAAAUCAUAGUGAAUAAUUCCACCCCAUCUGGUGGUUUAGAAAUUGAUGAUGGUGUAUCAAUUGAAAAUGGUGAUGCAGAUUUAGCUGAUACAGCUUUGAAAGAAAUUGAAAAACUUAGCAAGCCUAAUUCUACUAGCAAGAGCACCUUAAUUAUUCAUAGUGUUCAAAGAGUUGCUCAGGACAAAUCUGGGGAGUGGCAAGAAUAUAGAGAGCCAAAUAACCAUGUCUCUGAUAGCCUUGAAGCUUCACCAGCUAGUCAAAUUUCAAAAGAUUCUCGCACUUCUUAUUCAGAAAGUGUGCCUUCAUCUCCUACCCCUGAUCGAACUCCCAAUGGAAGGUCUAGGCCCACAGAAAAAAAAUCUUUUAUGGGAACCUUGCGUCGAAAACUUAGCUUUCACAAAGCAAGAUCUAAGUCUGUUGAAAACCGAUCAGAAGCUCCUUCUACUUACAGCCAAGCAAGCAGUCGUAGUGCUUCUACAGAUAGGGUGAGGCACCUAUCCAAUCAAAAGUCACCAUUUAAAGAAAGACUGUUAGGUCAAUUUUUGAAUGUUCCAGGCAGUACUCGUAGUAGUAUAAGUGAAGCCUCAGGUGUUAGUGGUCUAUCAACAAGGACAUAUAUUAAUGAAAAUUCAACCCUAGUUAUUGAAACAAAUGAAAACGGAAUCAUCAAGCGCUACCUAAUACCCAAUUCUCUAAUACAUAGAAGUAAGUGGAAGAAAAAAGGUACAAAGCUGCACAUUUACAAUGACCAUGUAUUUAUUGCAAAGCAUUUGCCAGGUGUAACAGUCUGUCAAGUUUGUCAGAAAAGCUUAACUAGGCGGCCUGGUAAACAAGGUUACGAAUGCAGAGGCUGUAACCUGCAAUGUCAUAAAAGCUGUCAUGUUAAAGUUGAAGAAUUCUGUUCAAACAGCUCUGUUAAUUCCAUGGAAGUUGAAUAUGUUCAUGAUCCGAAAACAGCCUCACCCAAAUCUAUUUAAGGAUUUAUUUGACUCUUGGACCGAUUGGUAGAUUCUUUAUUUAGUAACUUGCCUCUAUAGGAAUGCUGCAAACUAAAAGCUUUUAAUGUCUUUCAUGUACGAAUUGUUCAAAAAAUGGGCAAUUAUUGAUUGAAUUUUUAAGAUUGUAUCUUUUAUAUUUAUUAGUAAAAGGUUGCCAGAAAUCAUAGAUUCAAUAGGGAAAAUAAAACAUUUCUCCUUUUUAAAAAAAAAAAAAAUAAUUAUAUGCUUCUUUUGGAAGUUUUAUUAUUUUUUAAAUUAUCUCAAAUGUUUUUUUUUAAAAUUAUUAUUAUCUGCUGUUUAUAAAAAUGUCUUUGAUGCUUAUAUACAGUAUUUUAUAAAGUAUUCAUUUAAUUUUUUCAUGUUACCAUUUAUGUUUUGUCUUAAUAUUAUUUGAAGAACUUCUAUAAAAUUAUUUUUAAUGUUAUCAUUGAUGUGUACCUAUUAUUUUUGUUUGAUUGCUGUAGCUAUAGUCUAAUCUUAAAUUAUCAUGAAAGAUUUCUUUAGUCACUAAAAGCAGUAUUAAUUCUGAAAUCUUUGAAUUAAGUAAAAUUCUGGCAACUUUUUUGUGACUUUAGUAGAAUUUCAUAAAAAAAAAAUUACUGUUUUCUUUAAUACAUUUUUCCCAAAUAACUUUUUGUAUCUUUUCUGCAUUUCAUUUAUAAAUUAGAAUGUUUGAUAGACAGUAUUGUUGACAAUCUAUGCCUGUUGGAUGUGUUAGAUUUUUAUGAAUGUAUGUUCCUGUAUUUUUAUAAGCUUAAAACAAUUACCAGGUGAUAUUAAAGUACUUAUUUUAUCAGAAUUUUGAUUAUGGAGGUUUUAUUUGUUGUUUAUGUUUUUUAAUUUUAUUUGUCGUUUUUGUUCAAAAGUGCUUUCAUAAUUUUGCUAAAUUUUAUUUUAAUUAUCAGUGUUCUUUGAUUUUUAUUUUUACUUGUGACAAAUAAAUUAAUCUGUAAGGUAUUCUGUAAUGACUGCUCUUAAUUUAUAUUGUUUAUUCUUGCUAAAAAUGAAGUGAAAAAAUUUAGCUUCUGGCAAAUUAAUGUUUUGGCAAUAAAAAUGCUACCCGUACUGGACAA
This is a messenger RNA of Parasteatoda tepidariorum (common house spider), 4639 nucleotides long. NCBI's taxonomy places the organism in Eukaryota, Metazoa, Arthropoda, Arachnida, Araneae, Theridiidae. The record is from RefSeq and is a predicted model, not a curated record.